Salvelinus namaycush (lake trout) is the source of this 6173-nucleotide messenger RNA. RefSeq names its product xenotropic and polytropic retrovirus receptor 1 homolog. Gene Ontology annotation, biological process: cellular response to phosphate starvation; phosphate ion transport. Lineage: Eukaryota; Metazoa; Chordata; Actinopteri; Salmoniformes; Salmonidae. The coding region runs from base 401 to 2476 and encodes 691 amino acids. Gene Ontology annotation, molecular function: inositol hexakisphosphate binding. The transcript has 14 exons. Gene Ontology annotation, cellular component: Golgi apparatus; plasma membrane; cytoplasm. The record is from RefSeq and is a predicted model, not a curated record.
UGGCGACUCAACGACCUCACAGCACAAGAGGCUAGGUAGUGGCUGUUACCUCAGAAACAAUGUAGUCCAAGUAAUAAUCAAAGGCGAAACAACAUGUUAUUAUAGUGACAACGUAGCUAGUUAAGAUAAAGGCGGAGAGGAGCAUUUUCUUGAAGUAAUAUUUCGUGGCUGUCAUACGUUCUCCGACCAUAAUGUGAGACGGAGAAAAGGGGAUCUUCGACCGAGCAGCAGUCAUAAUCUGGAUGACAAACAUUGCUAAGUGGUGAUUCUCUAUCAAACUGUCCUCGCUGGUUUUAUUUUAGCUAGCUGGCUAGCUGUAUGAUAUCAUCCAUCGCAAAGAAAGUCAUCUGACAGCAAGUAUUUCAACGUCGAAACCCCGGAGGGGAACCACUGAGGAAGGAUGAAAUUCACGGAGCACCUUUCUGCGCACAUCACCCCUGAAUGGAGAAAACAAUACAUCCAGUAUGAGGCUUUCAAGGAUAUGCUGUAUUCUGCCCAGGACCAGGCUCCCUCUAUCGAAGUCACAGACGAGGACACAGUCAAGAGAUACUAUGCCAAGUUUGAGGAGAAGUUCUUUCAGGCGUGUGAGAAGGAGCUGGCCAAAAUCAACACAUUCUACUCAGAAAAGCUAGCCGAGGCCCAGCGUCGUUUCGCCACUCUCCAAAAUGAGCUGCAGUCGUCGCUGGACGCUCAGCGGGAAAGCAGCAUGCAAGGCCUCCGUCGCCGCCGCAAGGCCGUCUUCCACCUGUCCCAGCAGGAGCGCUGCAAACACCGCAACAUCAAGGACUUGCAGCUGGCCUUCUCCGAGUUUUACCUCAGCCUCAUCCUGCUACAGAACUACCAGAAUCUGAACUUCACAGGUUUCCGUAAAAUCCUGAAGAAGCAUGAUAAGAUCCUGGAGACGUCGCGGGGGGCCGACUGGCGCGUGGCCCAUGUGGAGGUUGCCCCCUUCUACACCUGCAAGAAGAUCACCCAGCUCAUCUCUGAGACUGAGGCCCUGGUAACACAAGAGUUGGAGGGAGGAGACAGACAGCGAGCCAUGAAGAGGCUACGAGUGCCACCACUGGGUGCUGCACAGCCUGCUCCGGCGUGGACCACCUUUAGGGUUGGGUUGUACUGUGGAGUCUUCCUAGUCCUCAUGGUCACCGUCGUCAUCACAGCUGCGGUUGUGAUAGAGAAUGCCAACGUGUGGCCACUGGUGAGGAUCUACCGCGGCGGCUUCCUGCUGAUCGAGUUCCUCUUCCUGUUGGGCAUCAACACGUACGGCUGGCGCCAGGCAGGGGUUAACCACGUGCUUAUCUUCGAGCUCAACCCACGCAACAACCUCUCCCACCAGCACCUCUUUGAGAUUGCUGGUUUCCUGGGGGUGCUGUGGUGUGUGAGCAUCCUUUCCUGUCUGUUCUCCAAAUCCAUUCUGGUGCCCAUGCAGGCCAACCCGCUGGUCCUCUACGGCUUCUUCUUACUCUUCCUCAUCAACCCCUUCAAGACCCUCUACUACAAGUCACGCUUCUGGCUCCUCAAACUGCUGUUCCGUGUGGUGACAGCCCCGUUCCACAGGGUAGAGUUUGCAGACUUCUGGCUGGCUGACCAGCUCAACUCUCUAGGGGUGGUUCUGAUGGACCUGGAGUACCUCAUCUGUUUCUACAGCUUCGAGCUCGACUGGAAGCAACAGGACGGGCUACUGCAGGACAGUGGAGGCGUGUGUCACUCCUAUUCGUACGGUGUGCGGGCCGUGAUCCAGUGUCUACCGGCGUGGUUCCGCUUCGUGCAGUGUCUGCGCCGUUACCGUGACUCCAAACGGGCUUUCCCUCACCUGGUCAACGCCGGGAAAUACUCGACCACUUUCUUCGUGGUCACCUUCGCUGCCCUGUACAGCACUCACAAAGAGAAUUCUGCGAGUCACAACGAAGCUAAGAUCUUCUUCUACCUGCUGAUUGGCUGUUCCAUAGUCAGUUCCUGUUACACCCUGGUGUGGGACCUGAAGAUGGACUGGGGCCUGUUUGACCGAAACGCAGGCGAUAACACCUUACUCCGAGAGGAGAUCGUCUACCCCCAGAAAGCCUACUACUACUGUGCCAUACUGGAGGAUGUGUUGCUACGUUUUGCCUGGACGAUACCCCUCUCCCUGAGCACAGUCAGUGGGAUACCCUCUGCUGCAGACAUCCUGGCCACCAUCCUAGCCCCUCUGGAGGUCUUCAGACGUUUUGUCUGGAACUUCUUCCGUCUGGAGAACGAGCACCUGAAUAACUGUGGUGAGUUCCGAGCUGUGAGGGACAUCUCAGUGGCUCCACUGAACGCUGAUGACCAGACGCUGCUGGAGCAGAUGAUGGACCAGGAGGAUGGAGUCCGGAACCGCCUAGGCAAGAAGAACUGGAAACGCUCCUACAGCAUGUCUCUGAGACGGCCUCGCCUCGCUUCCCAGACCAAGACCCGGGACACCAAAGUUCUCAUCGAGGACACUGACGAGGACACCUGACAUCAGGCCAGACCCAUUGCAUCCAUAGCAUGGGUUCAGAACCUCUUUAAAGGACCACGCCCCUCCUAGGAGCACGCCCCCUGACCCCCUUCCUCCCCCAUCAAUCAGUCGAUCGAUCGUUUGAUUGACCUGCCCCCUUGUCAGCUUCUCCAAUCAGUCCAUCACAGAGCUGCCUAUCUGCACCUUACAUGUAUUGACAUACACACACACACACACACACACACACACACACACACACACACACACAGAGAGAGUGAGUACAAAGACAUGAAUAUAGGAGUAGGUAGAGGAACAAAAUAUUACACACACACCUUGGAACAGCUACUUUUAAGCCACUUUGUUUUUGUUACAUUCAUGGACCAUUUAGUACUGAGUUGACGUCACCCAUUAUUUUUCAGAUUCAUGGGAAAGAGACGAAACAACAAGACUGUACAUGUUGAUGUAGAUAUCAGGAAGAACAAACGGGUGGACUAACUUUUGAUUUCAAGAUGGCUAAUCAGAAAUGAUCGAAUAUAAAAAAAGACAGAGAGCGUUGGACUCUGAACAGUGAUUGCAGAGGAGUGUCUGAUCAGUCUGGUUCUUUGACUUCCUCAUUCCAUGUUUUGAUGAACAUGAUGAUGAAGAUGACUAUAUAUUAAUGUGGCUGUUCUUUCCAUGUGCUAUAAGUUCUUCCACGAAUACCUUGGUUCUUAUUUUAUUUUGUUGAAUGUACAUUUAAUUGUUAUUUAUGCGAGGGGAGAGAUGCCUAAAACAUUUUGGGAGUGAUUUUUUAAAAUUAAAAACAAAAUGGGUGUUUCUGAUUUGAAAUGGCUUCUAAAGUGUAUGCCUGACGUUGCCCAUAAGAACUGUUCCAGGACCUGUUGGGGAUUGGGAUUCAUUCUAAUGGUUAAGUGGGUCGGCCUGAAUAUAAGUCUGAUCAGAGACCAAUGUUUUUAGGCCAUCUCUUCCUAUAAAAGGACUUUGUAUGUUCAAAAACCCUCAGGAGGCUCCGAUGUAGACAAUUCUCUUAAAACAAGCCACACCCUUCGCUGUCUUCAGAACCUUCCAAUCUGGGUUAACUAUAACAUUAUGUUUACUUUCAUGCCAAAUCUAGUCUUUUGUCUUUUUAGAUACCAGUGUGAGCUAAUGCAGUAUCUCAGUAAACUGUGUGAGAAUGGCAGGAUUUUCUACUAUCGUUAUAUCGCUUGCUCUUCUCAGAGCUAGCCAAAUAUCUGCAACAUUCCAUUGAGAGCUGGACUGUGCUUCCACGGCACGCCUCCGUAAGUCACAUAGCACAGCAGAUAUAAAUAGAAUCUAUAGAAGAUAUUUCACUAUUAUCAGCCCUCACUUUUUCUUGGUCAUGUGACAUGAGUUGUCAGGUCACAUGGUCAGGAGAAAAUCAGAGCCCUACUCACUUUUUAAUAUAUACCUUCUGUUCUAGACAUCUUAGUUCUAUCUGCGUUGCUUCGCAGUCUUGUGUCCACUAAGCGGCAUAACGCAGAUCUCUGUUGUCAACUUCAGUUUAUCCAUCUUUAGGGCCCUGUGGUGUUCGUGAUCCGUUCCAUUCCAUUAGAUCUCAGGGCAGCACACCCAAUGCCAGUUAGGAGUCAGGUGUCGCGUAUGUCUGGGGGUGUGCAGGGAUUGGCCUCUUCACCAACCAAUCAUCUCCAUUCUGAUCCACCCAUCCUGAUGUCCACUUCCUGGGUGUGUAGCGUCUUUUUUUUUUUUUACUAGAUAACAAAUUAAUAUUUUCAGUGAAAUUAAAUUAUAAAACAUCAUUAGAUUUCUGCUACAGAGGAAUAUAAGUCAUUCCAUCCAUUCAAUAGUUUUUAUUCGUUCCUAGCUUGAACACUUCUCACUUUGGGUCAUUUGUUGAAUGUAUCGUUCUGUUAGUAAUUCCAGCCAACAAACACGAUGUGUGUGCGUUCUCACAUUUAGUCCCGAAGAGAAGUGUCUGUGACUCACCUAAGGAGUCUUUAAUAUUAGAAUGCAUUCAAUGCAUAUUCUCAGUUCUAAUGAAGGCAAAAGCUUCAUUAGAACUAGAGCUUCAUUAAGCUACUCUUACUGAGUAAACACAAUUUCCUAGAAUUCCUGCCUCUCCCAAAAGCCACCUGAGGGUUUUAACCCCCAUUGUGUGCCCUGGUAGAUUUACUAACCCUGUAAAGAUAUAAGCAAUCAUUUAGGGCAGAAUCCUAACUUGAUAUGCCCGGAUAACUCGUCUCCCAUUGACAUUAAUGCACAAUAUUCAAAGGUUUGAGUUAACCCAGGUGUAUCUCAGGUUAGGAUUUGGCCCAUACUUCUUUAAGUUCAAGCUGCAUUUCGUAGUGUAGAGGUCAACCACAAUAGUGAUUGUGGAAAGCCUGAUGGAGCUUAAAUGUCUGGGGGAACUUGUCUUAAAUAAUGUGAUGAAGAAGAUAACCACAUAAAGACAACAUGGUGUUCGAUUUGUGGCUCCAUCCGAAAUAACAUCCCAUUCCCAAUAUAGGGCACUUAUUUUUAACUUAGGGUACUAUAUAGGCAAUUGGGUGCCAUUUCAGAUAUGUCCCUGGGAUGGUUGAGCUUUCUUGUCGACCAUGUCAUGACCAGCUCAAAGGGAGCCGACCUCGGAGGCUCUUAGACUUGAAUGGAGCUGGUUAGCAAUAACAGCCAUGCAUUAUCCCUGUAAUAAGUCAUAAGUAUAAAGUGAUGUUUGCAGCAGAGGGAGGAGGGACCCCAGUGCCUCAGGGCAAACUGUUGGUUUUCAUAUGGCCUCAGUGUGUUGUAGAUCAAAUAGUUCCUAUUUAACUAGUCACCUCAUCUGAAUGAUUUGCCAGAAAUGCACUUUAGCUGCUAAAAAGAACCAUAGUAGACACAGAAUAAACAGAAACGCAGAAGCUGGGGCCCAAUGAGAACUAGUAACAAUUCAACACACUGUGCACCUUGGGUCCCCCGCCCCUUGAAAAGAUUGUGAUGGUCACCUGUUGUUACUUUUUUAAAUAUUGUGGUCUCUACAGGUCUGGAGACUGUACCACCUAGGUCAACCAAUGAACCUAGUGGGGGAAAUAGAGAAUAUCUGUAUCCUUUUGUUACAUUCCUAAAGUAACAUCUCACCCUUGAGAGAGUGAGCUGGAGGGCCCACACACACACAUACAAAGCCUUGUAAAUAUUAAUGCACAUUUUCUCUAAAGUGCUUACACACACCCUGCUUACAAUUAUACCCUGUACACACACCCAAACACCUUGCUUGGAGUAUGUUCCAGCUAUGAAUGCUAAGGGUGGAGUUGCACUGGACCUGUCUCCCUGUCGCUUCUCAUUGGAUCACUUGAUCUCUUAGAGCUGUCACUCAAAUAGAUCCUCCUAUGGAAGAAGAGUGGAACCUACUGUACCAAAAGCCUGGACCAAAACAAAGCUCUUUAGAAAGUUACAGUGUUUCCCUUCUGCCUAGAACGCUAUAAAGACUGAAAAAACCCAAGUGAAGGAAGGGCCCUGUAUGAACUAUAUGAAACGGACUGUUGCCCAUGUCCCAUAUGUCUCGCCAGCGUUGUGUUUUUAUGUUCCGUUUUUUUAACAUGCUCGCCCUAUGUACUGUCAUCAUACCCUGUACCCCUGGUCACUGUAACUACUACCUUAAGAGUACUCCUCAUGCAUUUGGCAUUCGAUGCUAACUGAGGUGCCUGGAUCGACUCCCUGUCCCUGUUACAUGGUUUUUGAGUUUAAAAAAAGUCAACACAUAUCUGUA